UUAGUGGGCUUGGCCCAUUUGAUUCGUCUGCUCGAAAUCCAUUUGCGAUAAUGGCGAUUCUCUGUGAGUUCCGUCUCUUCGUUCUCCUUUUCUCUACUUUGUUCUUCGUCUCCGUCGCUAUUUCAUUCUCUCCGGCCGACGAGUACCUCAUCGAUUGUGGCUCAGUUGUUGACUCCACCGUCGACAAUCGCCGCUUCAUCGGCGAUGUUUCAGCUUCUUCUAAUGGAAAGCUUUUCUCAUCGGUAGGUUCAAUCACUCUUCAAUCGGAAAUUCCAGCUCCGAACCUAGCUCAGAUCUACAAGACCGCGAGAAUUUUCACGCGACAGGCGAAAUACGAAUUCAACGUCGUCGAGAAUGGGAUUCAGAUGGUACGUAUUCAUUUCCAUCGCUUCAAUUCCUCCAAAAUCGAUUUCAGUGAUGCUGAAUUUCACGUCACGGUAAAUGGAUAUGUGGUGCUUAGGAAUUUUAGUGGCGCUUUUGGUCCUAGGGUUAGAGAAUUCUUGAUUUGGGUCGAUGUUGGAAAAGUCGUUAUUAGGUUUGUUCCUAGUAAAGAUUCGAAAUUAGCGUUCGUUAAUGCUAUUGAAGUUAUCUCUGCACCUAAGGAUUUGAUUGCAGACGUAGUGACCUCUGUAUCCAAUGAUGGAGCAACUGAGAAACUCAAUGGUUUAGUUAAACAAGCAAUGGAAGUUGUUUACAGAAUCAAUGUUGGUGGAAGAAAAGUUACUCCUUUUAACGACACAUGGUGGAGAACUUGGGUUCCUGAUGAGAGAUUCCUCAAAGUCAGUGAUGGUUCUGAGAAAGUUUACUUCUCUGGUAGGAUUAAGUAUAGGCUUGGAGGGGCAAGUCGUGAAGUUGGCCCUGAUAACCUCUAUAACACUGCCCGCGUGGUGAAGAGCAACAAUGGCUCGGUUUCUCAGGUUAAUAUGACAUGGGAGUUUCCAGUGAGCAGUGGUUAUAAAUAUCUAAUCCGAUUGCAUUUCUGCGAUAUAGCUAGUAUGUCUCUUGGUAUGCUAUACUUCAACAUCUACAUCAACGGGAAUUUGGCGUAUCAAGAUUUGGAUAUGUCAGAUGCCACAAAUUACGUCUUGGCUUCCCCGUAUUACAUAGAUUUUGUCGUAGAUGGUGAGAACUCUUCUUCGGGUUUGAUAAGCUUAAGUGUUGGACCAUCAAAUAAGAGUAUUGAACACGUUGUUGAUGCGAUCUUGAACGGAGUCGAGAUCAUGAAGAUGAAUAACACAUUGGGAAGUCUUGAUGGGUCUGUUUCCACGGAAAUGAUACUUAGUCAUUGUCCCAACAGAAGAAACCUUAGCUUGUUUAUGUCAAUGGUGGCUUUCAUGUGUAUCUUGAUGAGUGUUUACAUUGUAACUCAAAGGAGGAAAGCAAAGGACGGAUUCGGCUGGUUGAGGUUGUCGGAUAAUGUACCAGAAGAUAAUAACAAUCCGAAAUCCGUGGAAGGAUUUGGAACGAGAAUGCCGUGAACCUUUCAGAGGUUAAAGCUAAAUAACUUAUUCUCGGGUAACGAUCAUCAAUACUCUCUGAUUAUAUAUGUUGCAAAAGAGUGUUGAUGUUACUGUUAUAUACUACUUACUAUAUAGAGAGGUUGAUGGUGUAUGUAUAUCUUUGGUGAUAUCUGGAGUUUGUCGAUAUGUAUGAAUUCAUUAGAUUUUCUAAGCCACUAUAGUUUGGUUUUUACGUCAAUGGUCUUUGUUUUAGUUGGGUGGCUCUCUCGGCAAUUGAUAUCUUUGUGUUUGUAUUUGAGUCGACCGAGUGGGAUAAUCGAAGUGAAUUUCUAAUAAACAUUAGUUAAUUCGAAAA
Arabidopsis lyrata subsp. lyrata is the source of this 1815-nucleotide messenger RNA. RefSeq names its product probable receptor-like protein kinase At5g24010. NCBI's taxonomy places the organism in Eukaryota, Viridiplantae, Streptophyta, Magnoliopsida, Brassicales, Brassicaceae. The record is from RefSeq and is a predicted model, not a curated record. Bases 51 to 1478 code for a protein of 475 amino acids. Gene Ontology annotation, molecular function: protein kinase activity. The transcript has a single exon.